AGCCGCACUAGAAAAAAAAAAGAGGGAAAGAGAGCGAACAUGUCAUUGGAUUUCCGCGAAUGAGCUUGAGCUCGAGCCAAGAGCGCGACAGCCUAAAUCUCUCGAAUCCCGGCCGUGAUUUCGCAUAGAACGAGAAGCAGACGGGCGGGCGGACGGACGGGCGGACGCACGAACGGCGCGGUUGCACAUGUGAUCCCCCCCGAGUGGUCGACCCCAUUUGGCAGACGCGAUGAAGAAGUUCACGAUCAAGGGUGUACUCGACGGAUUCCGGUCGUCGGUCCCGCAACCCGUCAAGCCCGACCAGGAGAUCGUCGAGAACCUGAGACCGGAGCACUUUCAAGUUAAGAAGACAUUCAGACACGGCUUCCCGCAUCAGCCGACAGCGCUGGCAUUCGACCCAGUUCAAAGGCUCCUAGCUAUUGGCACUAAAUCAGGAUCCCUCAGGAUUUUGGGCAGACCGGGCGUAGAUGCACACGUUAAGCACGAGGGAUGCGCGGCUGUAAUACAAUUACAGUUCUUGAUCAACGAAGGAGCAUUGGUGUCCGCUACGGCGGACGACACCCUGCAUUUGUGGAACUUUCGUCAGAAGAUACCGCAGGUGGUGCAGAGUCUCAAGUUUCAAAGAGACAGGAUCACUUGUAUUCACCUACCGCUGCAAAGUAAAUGGUUGUACGUCGGGACGGAACGAGGAAAUAUUCACAUACUGCACAUUGAAACGUUCGUUCUAUCCGGAUAUGUAAUUAAUUGGAACAAGGCUAUUGAAGUAUCUAGAAAGACCCAUCCUGGUGCUGUAGUACACUUGAGUGAUAAUCCUUUAGAUUUGAGCAAGAUGCUUAUAGGAUAUGCGACAGGGCAGAUUGUUCUAUGGGAUUUAAAAACUAAAAAUGCCGACUACAGAUGUCAAACGGAUGACCCGUUGAAAUCGAUAACAUGGCACCACGAAGGUAAACAAUUUAUGUGCAGUCACACGGACGGUUCUCUUUCGACUUGGACUGUUCGGCAGUUGAAGCCAACAAACGUGACAUAUCCGCAUGCAAAAUCCACUAAAGACGGAGAACCUGAACCUUGUAAACCCAUUCAAAAAGUAGAAUGGAAAUUGUCGAGAUCAGGGGAAGCGUAUGUGAUAUUUUCUGGUGGAUUAGCAUAUGACACUACUGGGAGAACACCCAGCAUUACCGUGAUACAUGGAAAAACUACCACGGUGCUCGAAAUGGAACAUAAUGUUAUAGACUUUGUAACGCUGUGUGAUAGUCCAUGGGCUAGUGAUUUUCAAGAUCCUUACGCUGUUGUUGUUCUACUACAAAAUGACCUGGUUGUGAUAGAUUUGUUAACUUCUGGAUUCCCGUGUUUUGAGAAUCCGUACCCUAUGGAUAUUCACGAAUCACCCGUGACAUGUUGCUCGUACUUCGCGGAUUGUCCUUCGGAUCUAGUACCUGCGUUUUAUUCCGUUGGAUCGAAGUCGCAGAAGAAAACCGGCUUCAGCGAGAAAGAAUGGCCUAUUUCCGGUGGAGAAUGGAGUUCUAGUUCUAGCAGUUAUAACGAGAUUAUUCUUACUGGACAUGCCGACGGCAGUAUAAAGUUUUGGGACGCUUCUGCGGGAACAUUACAAGUCCUUUACAAACUAAAGACGGCGAAACUUUUUGAAAAAACUAGAACGCGUAGUAUAGAUUCCGAGGAAGACCCGUUAGCGAUUCAACUUAUCUUCCUUUGUCCUGAAAGUCGGAAAUUAGCUAUUGCGGGAAGUGGCAAGCACGUUGUGUUGUUUAAAUUUAAGAAGGUUGAGAGUAUGUCCGAAGUAGUGACUUUGGAAAUAUGCUUAUCGGCGGAUCCUGGGAGAGAAGGGGACAAUUCACCGGAUCGCGAAUCUCCGGCAACCGGCAACAUCGUGGAGUCGAAGAUUACGGAAUUCAAUCAUCCCCUCAAAGUCAAGACGGGUUUGCAGAAAAGGGCUGCCGGUUUUCAAGCAACAUUGAUCUGUUUGACGACAGCACCUAGCGGAGAGCAACCGGAGAAUAUAACAUCCCUUAGUUUAAAUUCCUCAUACGGCCUAUUGGCCUACGGAAACGAAUCGGGGUUAGUGAUAGUGGAUAUCGUGCAGAAGAUUUCUUUAAUCGUGUUAAAUACCAGUGACCUUGGAGGUGGUUCUGAUCCUUAUCAACGCGUCUUACGGAGUCCUAAACGACAGGACGAGAAACGAGAAAACGAAGACAAAGCAAGAAGUCCAAGCACAGACCAGAGUCAACGAGAAUCCGCGUUGGAAUCCGAGCCGGUAGUUGCAAGGAUAGCGGAUUCGAAUCAACAAGUACAGCAGCAAACGUGUCCCCGCAAUGAAAGUCAGACCGGAAACAGUAGCGAUAAAUCGAGCGCGGAGGAAUCCACGAGCGAACCAAAUAAAGCGGGACAGCUUCCUAACGGCGACGAGUGUCAGAAAAGUCAAGGUUGGAAGGGAUUUAGCCUCAAGAGACAACUAAGCAAGGUUGAUCUGAAGAUCAAAAAUACUUUUACACCGUCCUUGGUGUCUUCGCAGAAUGGGAGCUCGUCAUCGGGGCUCAUGCAAGUACCCCAAUGUCAGCAGGUAAGCGGCGAUGCUGGCAGUCAAAAGUCUUCCACAUUUUACUGCAAUAUCAGCGAAACAGCCAGCACGAGUCGUUCGCUCUCGCCGGUCGAAAGCGUUGACUCUGAAUCCUCACUGUCGCCGGAUAAUCAGUCUUCGGGAUGCGAAAGCCCCCAGAUCCCGGACGAUAGGAAACGAGAGAUCCAAGAGGCUAGAAGCCCGACGGAGAGCGAGAAUGAGAAAACGACGAUAAGCGACGAGAGUAUCGGCGCGAAAACCGAGGCGGUGAGACCGAUGAAUCUAUCUCUACCCGAGCACGAAAUAAAACCGCCGAGAUUGAAGCGUAUCGCCAAGAUGAAACAAGCGAAGAGAGGAGAGGGCCGCUUGCUCUCGGUGCCGAAUCUGAAAUUUCCCAAAAACGAGCCGACCGUUUGUGACCUAAGAUGCGAAGAGAGCGCUACCACCGAAUCGUUCACCGGCAAUCUUAUAAGAAGAUUCAGUCGGGUAGACAAAUUCGACGGUUCCUUUCAACGAUCAAGGAGCUCGAGUAUGUCGUCCCUCGAGAACAUCACAACAGAAACCAUAAGCUGCCUUACAUUUGCGGAUUCUUAUACGAAAAAAAAUGAUACAAACGGUAAUCCAACUUUAUGGAUUGGCACGUCUCUGGGAUCUGUACAGACUGUUGUAUUCAAUACACCUGCCCAAAGUGAACGUCAUGCUCAUCCAGUGGUUGUGUCUACUUGUAAUGGAUCUACUUUCAAACUCAAGGGUUGUAUUCUAUCUAUGUCAUUCUUAGACUGCAACGGCGCUCUGAUUCCGUAUUCCUACGAGUCUUGGAAAGACGAAAACACGGAUGGCAAAGAACGCAACAAGAGUCAAGGAAAAUGUACAAAUAGUCGAAUGUCACCGUCGAUGAACACACAAGUCAGCGGGGAUAGUUUCGAGGACAGGCAAUUCGUCGCGCUCGCGUCGGAGAAGCAAGCGAGGGUUGUGGCGUUACCCUCUCAAAACUGUGUAUAUAGGCAACAACUGGCGGAGACUCAUAUCGUAAUUAAGGCAGAAGUUACGUCUUUGAAAGAUAAUGUCUGUCUGGUGUGUUACGUUUCGAACGGUCACAUCACAACGUAUAGUCUGCCCAGCCUUAGACCGCUGAUAGACGUCGACUUUCUACCUCUUAUAGAUUUGAGUUUUCAGACCACAAAACACGGCAUUGUAGACCCCAUGUUGUCCAUAUGGGGUCAUCAACUCUUUGUUAAUGGCGAUACCGAUCAGAUUGCAAAGACGCUUUGCCUCAGCAAUCGAGGUCACGGUUUAUAUCUCUCAUCACCUAUGGAAAUACAGAAGUUCUCCGUUUCGAGCGAAUUCUGCGGCGAACUGACGGAGAUGAUGGGCGAUCUAUUUAUCGGUCACGAUAUGCCGGAACCGCCUAAAGAGAGUUUCUUCAAAGGUUUAUUCGGCGGGGGUUCGAGAAGCCUCGACCGAGAGGAGUUGUUCGGCGAAUCCAGCGGUCGUGCAUCGCGCACAGUGGCGAAACACAUCCCAGGACCAAACGAGGCUAUCCGCGAGCGAGUAGCUUGCGCGACGGGCGAGGUGAAUAUAGCGCACCAGAUGGUCGUGGAGCGCGGCGAGAAGCUGUCGCAGCUCGAAGAUCGGACAGCACGCAUGAUGUCGGAGGCCGAGAAUUUCUCGCAGAGCGCUCACGGACUGAUGGUCAAGUACAAAGACAAGAAAUGGUACCAGCUAUGAGAACGCAGUUCGGACCGGUGGAACGACGCACGUUUCUUUAGUUUCUUAGCGUUCGUGUUUCGUCUAUGAGUUUUGUCGUAUUAAGAAACUUAGACGUACUACGAUCCUCACACACACGCACACAUGGGAAACAUCUACACGAGAAAAGAGGGAUAAUAGAAGGAAUAAUAUGUACAUGCGAUCGCCUGUGCGGUGCACACGGCACACACGCACAUUCUGUAACGAGUUAUAAACACAAAAAAAAAAUUAUAUCUCAAAGCGAAUAAGUAUAUCAGGUGGCGAGAUCUCUCAAAUGUGUAAUUAUAAAUCUUUGCGUACGGAUGAGUAAAAGAGAGACGUUAGAAUAGAGACCACCACAAGCUUCGCCGUGAUGCAUCUGCGCGGAUGUGACAUGUACACGUAUAAUUAUAAUUAUAUAAAAUAUAAAGUAUUUAACGCAAAGAUAUGCGACAGAUGAUUGAGAUAUACGCGAGUCAAUAUAAGCAAUUAUGUAAUAAUUCGCCUUUUAACCGAUGGCACUCGUUAAUUCAUUCGGACGUCCUGUGAACGCUGUUUAAUGGCGCCUUGCCUUGUUUGCUUCUCAGCAAAGAAUUGCCAAUAAGUAUUUACGAACGUCACAUUGUUAUGGAUUUAUGCACUUCUGAAUAUAUAAGAAUCAAGUGAAAUGCCAAGAAUCGCAUUAGUUUUAAACCGACUAAAAAUAGUAUAUACAUAUAAAGUACACUAUAUGAGUUCUUAGAUUAAUAUUAUAUAUGUGUUACAUAAGAGAAUAUAUAUUACUGGAACGAGAUACACACACGUGACUACUCAUACAACAUAUUAAUAAUGCCAUUGAAAUUUGCAGUGUAGUACACAUAUUGUAGAGAAGAGUUGUUAUUGACUAAUGAUUCUUAUUCCGCGAUGUAAAUUUUAUAAUCGUGUACAUUGUAAGCUGACCUGUAUUUAAGUACUUAUUGUUACGCGAACGUAGAUAAUUUCGUAAAUAUACGUUAAGGAAAAUGAACGACCAAUGCGAUUCUGGCAAGUUCAACGAGUUACGCGGUAAAUGCAGAAGGAAAACUUGUUACGAUCGACAGACGUGAUUUUAUCUUUAAGAAAGUUAGGAAUGCAGGCAAGACGGCACAGUGACACUAUUCCGAAUGCAUUGACAAUAAAACGUAGUUAAUUACUUGGUGAGAAAGAGUAUUGAGAUAAAAGUUGAAUGCAAUGAAAUAUAUUUUAUCCAGAAUGGCGAGUUGCGCAGACCGCAGAGGAGCUGCUACACUCGCCACACUGAUAAGAAUGUAUUAGUUGUUAUCGAUUGUAGUUAUCGCUAGACGUGCUAUGUAUAUAUAUAAAGAGAUGAAUACAGUAGUAGGACAGAUUCCGCGUUAUAAAGCUGUUUAUAUAACAAUGUGUUAUGAGUUACGCUAUUUCAAUGCCGACGAUAAGUUCAACUGGAUUUUACAACACACUCUUACACGACGUGAAAUAAGUCAACUGCUGUAAUUUUAACAUUACAUAUAGUUUAGAUUAAUUAAAGACAAUAUAAAGUAUGCAUAUAUAUAAGUAACCAGAUAUAUAUAUGUGCAUAUAUAUUUGGUCAUAUAUGUAUAUGUUUAUAAAUAUAUUAAUGAUAAGUUCCUUUGAAUUUAUCGAGGCUCUGAAUCGUCGUACUGCUUCCAUAGCAAUAACUGUAUAGUUGAUGUUAAUGGUACUAAUCACUCGUAUAUUUAAUAAUGUGCCCGCAGAGGAUUAAUUAGAAUGCAUUUUUCGAAUUGAUUCGAGCUCAUGAUAUAAUUUCCCUUGGACAAUAUACACGUAUAGAAAUCCGUUGUCCCAUUACACUCUUUAUCACGGGAUGUCUUCACUAUCGAUUACUAGUACAAAAAAAGAGGAAGCGCGAGCUCGUUCGUCGAGGUAUGCGAACCGUAGUUGAAAAUCCAUAUUGAUGCUGAAUUUGUAAUACGUUCGUGAGAGUGCGCAGUUUAGCGACGAUUCUGAAUUUCGAGAUCUUGUUUUAGCUAAAUUGCUGACUCUGACAGACGUUCCACUAUCUUACAUUUAGAAUUAUUAUUCCUCGGAUAUCCGACACUCAGUAUGUAAGCAGUUCAAUGGUAGAUAAGAUACAUUCAAAAUAAAAUAUAAAGUAUCCUAAGCAGCGGAGAGAUUUGUUAAUGCCCGAAUUACGAAUGCCGGUAUACAAAAUAGGAGAGAGAAAGGUAUUCUUUCAGUGAAGGAUCGUUUUACUGCUGUAAUAAUAGAAUAGAUAGUUUAAUGUGAGCUCUAGUUACGAAAGGCAGGAAUUAUACUAUUAUUUAAAUGUUGCAGUAAUAUAUUCUAACGUUCGUUGCACAAAGAUUAUAUUUAUCGGCAAUUUCUCAUUAUUUAUCAAAGAAUUUAGUCAUGUUUUGAGGAAAUUUCUGAAAAUAAAUAUAGUAUCAUCUAUUUUAAAGGCCAUAGUAUGUAAAAAAAAUCUCGAAAAUUUUCGACUGUGAUUAGUCGAUUCGCUUGUUUGUUUAAGUUCUGUUGCAUGUCUUUUAUGUGCUAUGGUCUUGAAACUCAGUAAAUACUAUUUAUAAGGUAAAUUUUUAACUCUUUCUAGCCCAUAUUUAUUCCAAUUAAAUCAAGUUUCCUAUUGUAAUAAGAAAAAAAAUUGUUUUCUAUUGUUUAUUGUUUUUACUAUUAUUAUAUCUGAUUAAUAAUAUAUCAUAUAUAUAUAUAUAUAUAUAUAAUAUAUAUAUAAGUAAUAGCGUACAACAAUUAUAGAAUUAUAGAAUGUACAGUUAUGUCUAAAUUACAGAUAAAUAUAUAUAGCUCACACACCACACACAUA
This is a messenger RNA of Linepithema humile (Argentine ant), 7115 nucleotides long. It is a transcript of the gene Tomosyn, whose product is annotated as syntaxin-binding protein tomosyn. Gene Ontology annotation, biological process: regulation of protein secretion; regulation of exocytosis. Gene Ontology annotation, cellular component: SNARE complex; cytoplasm; plasma membrane. Gene Ontology annotation, molecular function: myosin II binding; GTPase activator activity; syntaxin binding. The record is from RefSeq and is a predicted model, not a curated record. Lineage: Eukaryota; Metazoa; Arthropoda; Insecta; Hymenoptera; Formicidae.